Molecule: messenger RNA, 1211 nt
Organism: Danaus plexippus (monarch butterfly)
Lineage: Eukaryota; Metazoa; Arthropoda; Insecta; Lepidoptera; Nymphalidae
Exons: 3
Coding region: 273-737 (154 amino acids)
Biological process (GO): positive regulation of voltage-gated potassium channel activity; sleep; regulation of synaptic transmission, cholinergic
Source: RefSeq, a predicted model, not a curated record
CCAGUGCUACAUCGAUCGGUCGAGUCAGCGCCACCGUUCGCUUUGUAUAAGCCAUUUGGUUAUUUGGACAUGUCCCGUUUUAAUACUGGGCUUCCUUCCUGUGAAUCACGGCCUCGUAGAGAUGGUCUGUAAACCACAUGGAGCCAGAAGCGCUCCGAACACGGACGUGUGAACUGCUGCUGCGCUCUUGACAUUUAAUUUUGUAACGUACCGGUGUUCGGAAUUUUUAAAACGUUGCCAAUGUAUUUUAAGUGUUAUUUAUAUUUCGCAUAAUGGAGUUCGCGUUGUUAUUUCUUGCAUUAGCGCUAUUUUGGAAACCUUCUUCGGGACUUCAUUGUUUCAAAUGCGCUCCCGAGGAGACCUACUCCGGUGAUCAACAGUGCAGCCAUUUUGACGGCAGCGACAAAUUCCUUGUACUAUGUGAACAUUCGACCAUGUGUUUCAAGAGAGAGACCACCUUAAGACUGGCUAAUGGUAUGAGUUCGAUGAGUGUGGAGAGGGGAUGCGCUUCUCAACGUUUGUCGGGGGACCAAGCAAGAAUAAAUGGUAGGUGGCAGUUAGUGGAUACAAUAUAUGAGGUAUACGAGGAGGCGUGCAAGGAAGCACCCACAGACUCCGACGGACCAACGCAAACCCUGCACUGUUUCUGCCGUGGUAAUCUAUGUAACGACUCCAGAUAUAAUAUAGCUAGUUAUACUUUAAUCGUUAUCGGCCUGUUCGUGUAUUAUCUUAGAUAGUAUAAGCAAUUUUCAAUCUUACUCUAAUUAUUACUUUUUUUAUAUGAUUCAAUAACGUUUAAAAUUAUUUAAUAAUUGUAAUUUUAUUGUAAGACACAUUUGGAAAAAUCCAGAUAAUUUUUUUUUUUUGUGUUAAACAUGUAUCAUUCCAAAGGAUUUUUUUUUAUUAAUGAUGUUUUAUCUUUAUAAAUAUAAGUACUAGUCGUAGAUUAAGUGAACUUUUUUUUGUGAUUUUAAAAUCACUGCUUACAUUUUAGUGUUAUUAAUUUAAUCGUAUUCUUUACAUAUAUUCUGCGACGGUCACUGCCAUAAGGCUUAAUACAACUAACAAUUUUAUAAGAAAAAAAUAUGUCCAUUAGACAAUAUUUCUAAUUGCGAAAAAGUAACGCUUGUACGUUUGAACGAAUGUAUAUUUGAUAGAUUUUCUUUGUUUGAAGUUCAAAUAUUUUAUAUUAAAUUAUAUUUGUGACAGAG